UAAAUCAUAUUUUUUAGAUGAAAACUUUUUAGGAUCUACUAGUAUCUUAGCCAAUUACAGAAUUACAAAUAAUACAGAAUUAGUAAUUUCUGAAAUCAAUGAAGAGGCAGAAUUAUCCAUAGAAAUAGAACCAAAUGAUGAGUCAAGCCUCCAACUUUUAGCAAGCACUUCUUACAUGUCAUGGGAUCUAGCUGAAUUAGAUGAUGUACUUUUGAGUGUUCACAUUCUGGAGAAACUUGGGAAACAUAAUCAUCAAAUACAACCAGAUGUUACAUUAUUUGCUUCAAAGUAUAGAAAACUAUUCUCGGAAAUCUUGGAAGUAGUAGAAUUUUAUGUUACAAAGGGGAAAAUGAGUUCUAAACAAAUUUUACUACUUUUGACUGCAAAAUUUCUAGAUUAUAUUAUUCACAAACGUGAUCUUUAUAAUGCUGUUCAAAAGUUUUGA
Messenger RNA from Scutellospora calospora, 445 nucleotides. The record is from the annotation of a GenBank genome assembly. NCBI's taxonomy places the organism in Eukaryota, Fungi, Glomeromycota, Glomeromycetes, Diversisporales, Gigasporaceae.